Cervus elaphus (red deer) is the source of this 2750-nucleotide messenger RNA. RefSeq names its product adaptor related protein complex 1 subunit sigma 2 (gene AP1S2). Gene Ontology annotation, cellular component: membrane coat; intracellular membrane-bounded organelle; AP-1 adaptor complex. Lineage: Eukaryota; Metazoa; Chordata; Mammalia; Artiodactyla; Cervidae. The coding region runs from base 178 to 639 and encodes 153 amino acids. Gene Ontology annotation, biological process: vesicle-mediated transport; intracellular protein transport. The transcript is spliced from 5 exons. Gene Ontology annotation, molecular function: clathrin-cargo adaptor activity. The record is from RefSeq and is a predicted model, not a curated record.
UCGGCUCGCCCUCCCCUCUCAGCCUAAGCCUUCCCUCCGCGAACCGGGUCCCCUCCCCACAGCAAAACGGCUUCUCUUCCUCAGCUCAGCGACAGGGGCUUCCCCUCAGUCGCCGCCGCCGACGCUGCCGCCGCCGCCGCCGGCCGAGACCCGCCGCACCCGCGGCCCGCGGCCGCCAUGCAGUUUAUGUUGCUUUUUAGUCGUCAGGGAAAGCUUCGACUGCAGAAAUGGUAUGUCCCAUUAUCAGACAAAGAGAAGAAAAAGAUCACAAGAGAACUUGUUCAAACCGUUUUAGCACGGAAACCUAAAAUGUGCAGCUUUCUUGAAUGGCGAGAUCUGAAGAUUGUUUACAAAAGAUAUGCCAGUCUGUAUUUUUGCUGUGCUAUUGAGGACCAGGACAAUGAACUAAUUACCCUGGAAAUAAUUCAUCGUUAUGUGGAAUUACUUGACAAGUAUUUUGGCAGUGUGUGUGAACUUGAUAUCAUUUUUAAUUUUGAGAAGGCUUAUUUUAUUUUGGAUGAGUUUCUUUUGGGAGGAGAAGUUCAGGAAACAUCCAAGAAGAAUGUCCUUAAAGCAAUUGAGCAGGCUGAUCUACUGCAGGAGCCACGUCAUGAAUAUUUUAAUGUCCCUGUGUACUAAAUGACCACUCAUCGUGUAUGCAGAAUUUCACAGAGGAAAUAGAGAGCUGAUAUGCUUAUGAAAGAAAAUAUCCUCAGCUUGGUGACUGAUUACCUUGUGUAAUAAUAGAACAUUUUAGAACCGUUACCUUUGUAAUAAUUUUCCUGUUCUCAUCCUCUUUUCUGUUUUAUUUUCAUUCUGUGUGUGAUCUUGAUACAGCUUUUCCUGCUUGCAACUGGUUUAAUUUCUUCUUGAAAAAUAUGAUCUAUGAUCAUUUUGAGUGAUGUUUCAUUUCAGACACCUACAUGUCAUCAUUUGUGAACCAUCUGUGAUUAAUCUUGUAAGAGAAUAGCUAGCAAUCAUUAAAUAUUUACCAAAGAAAAUAGAGCUGAAAUGCUAGGUCACAAUUAGCAGUGCCACAACGUAGCAUGGUUUGAUCUUCAAAUGUUGGCAGGAUGGGACUAUACUUAGGGUAAUUAUAGUAUAUAUGAGGAAACAUUUUUAAUGUAUCACAUAAAAGUGUAUUUGGCAAUAAUACAAGAAAGUAAAAUCUGCACUAAUAUAAUAUUUAAGGUAAAACAUUCACAAUUUCUAAAAUAUUUGUAAUGCCACAUUUAUUGACUCAUAUUUGUGCUAUACAAUAUCAAACAAUCCCUCUAAGAACUAUCAGAAAGCUAUGUCAGAAAAGUCUCUUCUGCAAUAUCUAUUGUUUAAAAGUAAUCCUUUCAAAGUAUUAAUAUAGGGUUUAUUUUAUAUAGUUAAGAUUCUAAUAUUGUUUAAAUACUAUUUUACUAGUUAUAUAUUCAAGUCUGCAUUUAGAUACUUAAUGAUUUGUUAAAUAUGGUUUUAUAUUUCUGAUAUUAAAACCUUUAAUAUUGAUCAUUGUGUUUUAAUAAAACAUGCAGUGUAUAUUAUUAUAAAGAGGAAAUUACCAAAUAAUUCAUUGUUAAUGUUUAGAGAGUUUAAAGCGCAAGUUAAGUAAGCUAUCAUUAAACAAGUUCAAAAGAUGCUCAGAGUGGUUUACCACUGAAAGAAGACCUGUGAAAAUGUGUAUUAGUCAGGGAUGCAGAUCAGUUGUUUCCAUUCUUCCAUUCUUGCUAUACUACAUGACAUUUGAAGCACCUGGAUGGGCUAUCAAAUGAGAAAUUAGCAUUAUACAUUGAUAGCAUUGGGAAACAUUGGUCUUUCAUUUCCAUUUUUUUCCUCCCUGCAACAUGGUAUUCAUCUGGUUUUAAUGCUGCAUAAAUAUGCAUUGUCUCAUGCCUGUUUGCUUUGGAUGCUGUAUGCCCAGCUGUAACAAGAUGUUGCUUUUGUUAUUUGUAUACAGCUGCUUGCUUUAAACUAGUAGAUUCUGAAAUAGCUUUCCUUGCAUGUCUAAAAUAAAAAUAUUGCAUGUACUUUGUCUGACGUGAAUGACUUUUUUCUUCUCCAUCCUUUUGACAAGUAAUAUAUUUCAUAUUUUAAUUUUUCAGGUAAUUUUUUAAAAUUAUGGUUUAAAUGUAGCAAAAUUUACUAGUUUAACCAUUUUUAAGUGUACAGUUUAGUAGGUUCAGUAUAUUCACAUUGUUGCACAACAGAUCUCUAGUUUUUCAUCUUGCAAAACUGAAACUGUAUCCAUUAGAAACAACUAUUCCCCAUUUCCCCUCAUCUCAGCCAUUGGUAACCACCUUUCUACUUUGUUUCUAUGAAUUUGACUAAUUUACAUAAUAGUUUUUUCUAGAUGGUUUUGAGUACAAUUUCAGUGUGAACAUGUGAAAAUUAGUUUUAUACUACAAUUGAUUAAAGAACUAACUGACUAUUUGUAUAAGUCUCAGUGGAAGAAAAUGUAUAAAUGAUUCUUUGAAAUUAGGCCUUUUAGAAAAGACAGAUAUUUUUAAAUAAUGCAUAUUUGAGAAGCAAUGUGGUUCUCUUCAAGAAAUGCUAUCUAUAUAAGAUUGCAGCCAGUGAGCACAUAAGGGGAAAUCUAACCAGCUUCAACGAGUAGGAUGAGGGGGCACAUUUACAUGGAUAAGUUAAGAAUCUUAACUCUAUAGAAUUCAAUGUAGGCACCCUGUAAUACAUUAAAGGUUGUAUGACAUCUUAAAAAAUUACUUAACAUUAAGAGAAAAUGAUUAUUUUAAAAGUCCCCCUUA